GGGAAAUUUUCGACUCUUGGAAUCCCUUCUCUCAUUGUACGUACGCGUCAGUAAUUCCAUGAAAAUCUUUAAAAGCAAAAGAAAGCGACAAAUGGGUUCGCGAGCAAGGGAUUCUACGAUCUCAAAUUGAUGCCAUCGUCACUCUUCGUGUUGCUCUUUAAGCGAGGUGGGAAUUUUGGAUCAAGCUUUGGAGAUGGAUGGACAAAAUAAGCACCCAGUCACUGCCUAUCCGGUAGAGCUGCCAGUGAAGCGAAAGCGUGGUCGUCCACGCAAGGAUGAAAGUCUCGUCCUGCAGCAGCAGGAGAGAACACAGUUACAGCCCCCUCAACUUCCCCUGCCCGGAGAAGUGAGAAGUAAUCCACAAGCUGAAGUUGAUCCGGGUGAUGGCCCCAGUGAUGAGAUGCUGGGUCAGGUGGUUUCCGGCGUGAUUGAGGGCUCAUUUGAUGCCGGAUAUUUCCUUUCUGUGAGAGCUGGUACUUGCAGCACUCUCCUCCGGGGUGUCGUGUUCCAGCCUGGGCUCUUCACUCCCAUUACUGCAGCAAAUGAUGUUGCUCCCGAUGCUAGGAUGUAUAAAAGAAGAGAGUUUCCAAAUCCAGUCCUCGACCCCCAAGGGCAGGCCAAUUCUUCCAUCCCACAAUCAGAGAAGAAGAAUGAGCAGCAGCAGCAGCAGCCUGCCCAGUUGGAGAACAAGGAGCCUGCACCGCCAGCCCAGGUCUUAACUUUUGUGGGACAGCCGGGGUCUUCAACCUCACUUGCUAGCCAAUCUGCAUCUGAUUUGCCAAAACAAGAGGCGGCAGCUAUGCCCCAGAACAAUCCUAGCCAAUAUGCCUCAGUUAAGGUACCUCUGGCCGAUACAUUCCUGAAGAAUGAUAUUGUUGAUUCCAUGGGAGGAAACGACAAGCCACAAGAAAUAUCUGAGUUUGGACUUGUGAAUAAAUCAAGUACCCAUCAGCUUCAGUCUGUUGUUCCGUUUCCCCUUGCUAACCUAUCUUCCCCUGGCAAGCUGUCUGUGAUUGAUUCAUUGUCGAAGAAUAGCUUGUGUGCCUCCAUGGGAGAGAAAAGUUUGCAGCAACAGAACUCUGAGAUAGGGCUUGACAACCCAUUCUCCAAGCAACUGCACUCAAGCACCACUCCAUUUACACUCACUCCCCAUUCUGCUUCUGUUGUCAUUCCUUUUAAUAGUAACUUGCCGAAGAACAACUCAGGCGCUUUUCUGGGAGGAAAAGAUUUGCCACAACAGAAUUUUGAUUACGGGCUUGAGAAACAUUCGAUUACGCGGUUGCAAUCAUGUUUGCCAUUUUCGCUUGCUAGUGGAGAUGCCUCUGCUACAUUGCUGCCCCUGACUGAUAAUUUGGCGAAGAAUGACUCCAGUGCUCUAAUGGAAGGAAAAGACAUGUCAAUCCAACAGAGAAGAUUUGAGGCUUCACUUGCUGAAAAUCAACCUGCCUCUCACUUGCAGAGAGGGUCACCAUUUACACUUGCUAGCCAAUCCAACACGUCCAUGGUAGCCCAAACUGAUAACUUGACAAAGGAUGAACUGGGUGGUGCUCCCCUUUUAGAGAAGAAUAUGCAACAACAGAUUACUGAGAUUGGACGGGAGAACCUUUCAAAUCCUCAGUUGGAUGGUAGUAGGAUGACAGAACAGGAUGAGAUAAUGCAGGAAUUUGAGGCUUCAAACCUGCUAGAAAGGCAAAAGAUCGAUGUACAAGGAACGAAAGACAUGAUACUUGAUAUUGGAUCUGAACUGACACUCGACAUCUUUCAUGGCAAGCCGAGCAGCUGUCAGGUGCUUCAAGUUCAGGAUCAGGCUGUUGAUUCUGGGCUUCUGUCGACUGAGUUAGCUCACAGUGGACCAAAUGGCAUGAAUCUUGAGCUUCACCAGGCACUGCUAAGUGUUAAACCGGGACCUGUGCUUCCUGAAAAGCCUAUAUCUGCCAAAAAUGAAACACAAGGAGCAGAGUCAGUGCCACCCUACAGUUUGGGGAGAGAUGAAAUUUUUGAAAAUGAAAAACCGAUGAGCGAUGCAGCCGACGACAUCAUCGGAGCUUCUCAGCCAGCACCAGAUGCCAAGGAACAAAUCAGGACCAUUGAAGAAGCCACCUUUGAAGAAGCCACUCCUUUGGAACCUGAGGUUAAUUGCAUUGGAGGAAGUAUUGGCAAAGACCAAUCAAGCAAGCUAUAUUAAUGCAGGGAAAAGCUGUUUUGACUGAAAAUGAUGUGGGUUCUUGUUCUUGAAUAAAACAUUUAACCAGCCAGCUACUAAGGGAAAAACUGAAAGAAGUUAAGCUAAGGGUUAAGAGCUUUUUAUGUUUCUUUUCUUUAGAAACAUUUACUCUUCUUAAUUUCCGUAUGUUUUGGACCAGCAUCUUCCUCCAUUUAGUGCGGGUCAUGUAUUGGCUUCUGCUUGGAUGAUUCAUUUUCUCUAUAAUUCUGCAAUUAAGUAUUUUACUGCAAGGCAAAUUCUCUUCAAUGCUUAG
Diospyros lotus (date-plum) is the source of this 2477-nucleotide messenger RNA. RefSeq lists its product as uncharacterized. The record is from RefSeq and is a predicted model, not a curated record. NCBI's taxonomy places the organism in Eukaryota, Viridiplantae, Streptophyta, Magnoliopsida, Ericales, Ebenaceae. The transcript has 2 exons. Bases 194 to 2185 code for a protein of 663 amino acids.